Molecule: messenger RNA, 858 nt
Organism: Penicillium brevicompactum
Lineage: Eukaryota; Fungi; Ascomycota; Eurotiomycetes; Eurotiales; Aspergillaceae
Product: putative C2H2 transcription factor
Exons: 2
Coding region: 1-858 (285 amino acids)
Biological process (GO): regulation of transcription by RNA polymerase II
Cellular component (GO): nucleus
Source: RefSeq, a predicted model, not a curated record
AUGGGCGACGGGUCUGACUAUCCUAGCCCAAGAAGUGAAGGUCCCAACGGCGCUCUUGCUGCAUCUAUCCUAGCCUCUACCGCUGAAUCCUCGCCACCAAUUCCCAGAAUGAACGAACCUCAGCCCAUGAACGCCUACACUAUCGAGGGUGCGCGCCCGCGCCUUUCAGUUCGACGCGCCCGCGAUCCUCCCAAGAACUCAGAGGGCCAAAUUUUCUGUGAUCACCCAGAGUGUCAAUCUGCUCCCCCUACUUUCCGCCGUCCGUGCGAAUGGAAUAAACACAUGGACAAGCAUGAUCGCCCUUACAAGUGUUAUGAACCCAACUGUGACAAAAUUCAAGGUUUCACUUACUCUGGCGGUCUUCUCCGUCACCAGCGCGAAGUCCACAAGAAAAACACCGAUACCAAGAAGGCCCUGAUGUGCCCUUAUACCGAUUGCAACCGUAGCACGGGCAACGGUUUCACGCGCCAGGAGAACCUUCGUGAACAUCUCCGUCGACGACACAUGCAUAACGAUGAUAAUUCCUCUGCUUUGGUGGCUGACCUCCCUGCAGGGUGGGAUCGCCCCGACCUGGAGGGAGUUGAUGGUGUCCGUGCCCCCUCCCUUCCCGCGACUGGUAUGAAGCGUCGCCACUCUCCAAACGGAGAUCUUCCUGAGACCGAUGAGAACGGAACUGAACUGCACCACGAAGUGAAGCGACUGCGCCGUGAGGUUCAAGAGAAGGAUCGCCGUCUCGAGGAGCUGGAGCGCAUCGUUGCAGGCCUUCAACAGGCUAUGCCUCACCAAUCUCCUCUUGAGCCAGAUCUCCAAGAACUCUCGCAGCCUGCUCCUCAGCCUGCUGCCGCUACUUCUGUUUAA